AUGUAUCUCCUCACUAGCUUCUUCGCACUCUUCCUCGCAGCGCUCGCCAGCUUCACCUCCGGCGCUAGCGUCCAGAAGCGGUUGACUUCGUCUCUCCAGCAGAUCACCUCCGGUUUCACCAACCCUACGAACGUCGGUUUCUACGUCUACAAGCCCACGACCGUCACUACGAAUCCUGCUCUCAUCGUCGCCCUUCACGAGUGUACGGUCACCGGUCCCGGCUACUUCUCCGGUUCACCUUACGCCCAACUCGCAGAUCAGUACGGUUUCAUUGUCAUCUACCCCAGCUCUCCUCACUCCGGCACAUGCUGGGACGUCUCCUCGAAGGCUACCCUCACCCACAACGGGGGAGGAGACUCCAACUCGAUCGCGAACAUGGUCACGUAUGCCAUUAGCACCUGGAAUGUCGACUCGACUCGCGUCUUCGUUACUGGCUCUUCCUCUGGUGCUAUGAUGACCAACGUCAUGGCAGCUACCUAUCCAGAGAUGUUCGCCGCCGGAACCGUGUACUCCGGCGUCGCCGCUGGUUGCUUCGUUUCUUCCACCGGAGGUGUCGAUGCCUGGAACUCGUCAUGUGCUGAGGGACAGGUAGACGAGAGCGCUCAACAAUGGGCCAACACUGUCUUUGCGAUGUAUCCUGGCUACACGGGUUCGUACCCCAAGAUGCAAGAAUACCACGGCACGGCGGACACGACUCUCUUCCCUCCCAACCUCAACGAGGAAGUUAAGGAGUGGUGCGGCGUCUUCGGCUACUCGGCGACUGCUCCCACGACAGUUCAAGACAACACGCCCCUUCCCGGCUACACCAAGUCUGUCUACGGCCCCAACUUGCAGGGUAUCCUCGCACAGGGUGUCGGACACACCGUGCCCAUUCAAGGUGACCAAGACAUGGAGUGGUUCGGAAUCACUGGUGGCGGUGCGAGCGUUCCUGCUGGUCCGACUUCGACUGUUCCCACUUCCACGAGUACCGCCAGUGCUCCAGGACAGACUUUGUACGGGCAAUGCGGCGGCAUCGGCUGGGCUGGUCCCACGAGCUGUGCAUCAGGCUCAUGCAAGGCCUCGAACAGCUACUACAGCCAGUGCUUGCCUUGA
This is a messenger RNA of Stereum hirsutum FP-91666 SS1, 1092 nucleotides long. Its product is annotated as acetyl xylan esterase. Lineage: Eukaryota; Fungi; Basidiomycota; Agaricomycetes; Russulales; Stereaceae. Gene Ontology annotation, biological process: carbohydrate metabolic process. The record is from RefSeq and is a predicted model, not a curated record. The transcript has 4 exons. Gene Ontology annotation, cellular component: extracellular region. Bases 1 to 1092 code for a protein of 363 amino acids. Gene Ontology annotation, molecular function: hydrolase activity; cellulose binding.